AUGAAAUGGGCUGUAGCAUCCCUCGAUGUGAAAAACAAGAGAUGUGAGGAUAAGUUUCAGGCUGCUGAAAAGCUACAAGUCAAGGGGUUACUUGAUUUGGCAGCUGAGAUCAUGGCCAGGAACAUUGAGGGUAAAACAGUGGAAGAGAUCCGUGAUAUGUUAGGCUUUGGGAAUGACUUCUCAUCAGAGGAAGAGUCAGAUCCUGCCAAGAAGAAGAAAUUAAGGAAGGCUCUGUUGGCAAACAAAUUUCGCUACUCAUCAUCGGAGGAGGAAUCCAGCGAUGAGUAG
Molecule: messenger RNA, 288 nt
Organism: Arabis nemorensis
Lineage: Eukaryota; Viridiplantae; Streptophyta; Magnoliopsida; Brassicales; Brassicaceae
Source: the annotation of a GenBank genome assembly